AUGUUGUCUCAUGUUGCCGACAUGUCAGAUACCGUACGGAUACCGUACAAUACCGCAGCAAUCACGUCCAAAAAUUGGCAAGAUUAUCGUUGUACCACUGAGACACAACUGCCCUUCAUUUCCACUCUCAAUGCGAUGUCUACGGCGACACCUUCUAUAUCAGCCAAGACUCUGCACAAAUACGGAGCGUUCGACAUGGACGAAAACGCAAUAUUUCGAGCAUUUAUCGUUGUAGGCGGACUCGCACUAUUAACAACGAUUUACUGCGUGAUCAAAUGCUGCAGGACCAGAGCCUCCCGAAGCCGAGUGCGGAAGUAUGAUCUGAUGUCGGCAAAAGAUCUGCAAAGAACCGCCUUGGCGGUGGAUUCCGAUUCAGAAGACGAUCUUUUCGAAUCGGCACCAUCAGAUCGAUUGAAACUUGUGCCUCCUAGCAGUUCUUAGCGAAUACCUUUCUGUUAGGUGUCCCGAGGGUAAACUCAAUUUUCAAAUAAACUGAGCUGCUUUUGUUUUCCUAAGAGACUUAAGGUACCAAUCGAUAUAACACAAGCCCUACAAAAUGACCACCAAAGCUCCACCCAAGUCGUAAUAGGAUAAAAUUUGGAGCCAGUCUUAACUACCCUAAAACUCGGAUCUCCUUCCGGAGAAUUGCUACAAACUUCCAACUUGGUCGUUAUAGUAGACAUAUCGUAGUACCCACAAAUGUAUUUGAUGUUUUUCCGACGCUCAAAAGUGAGAAACAAAGACGGUCCGAAAAUGUCUGCCACAAUGCCAUUUUCUCAGGUUUUCAUGUAUCAUCGGCUCCACGAUUCGUGUAGAGGCGGGGUUUUGCCGACUCAAAGCGUGGCGGUUUUUGAUAGCGAGAGAGUACAAAAAACAAUGCUAUGACGUGGAGGUUUAACAAGUUUACCUGUGUUAUCAAGCAAAGUCUGCAAUACACCUUUACACGAAUCGUGGAGACGAUCAUAAUUCUCAAGUUUUUAUUUCUGUUUCUGGUAAUUCCGGUAUUUCUCAGUUGUAAGAGCACAUACGUUAGAGUUUAGAUUACGCUUACUUUUGUAGUAUACAAUGACAUAUAGGGGGGUCUCAGUAUUGAACCCUCAUUUUUCUCGUUUUCUGUGCGCUAUCCAAUGAAGGUAUAUUUGAUUACUAAUUCGUGC
Molecule: messenger RNA, 1157 nt
Organism: Cylicocyclus nassatus
Lineage: Eukaryota; Metazoa; Nematoda; Chromadorea; Rhabditida; Strongylidae
Source: the annotation of a GenBank genome assembly